GCUCGCAUCCUCAGUCCCAUCAUUGAUUGACUCUCACUCCUCCAUUCAGCCUUCCGCCCAUCACGACUCUUUUCCCGCGGCGACUCGGACUGCAUCUCUCGAAUCAAACUCGCAAUUUCAUCCAGGCAAGCUCUAUACACGAACUUGUCCUCUUCAUCCACCAGGAAUCCUCCGCCCUUCUCUAGUCUAGCUACCAUCACCACACACAAACCGCCAAGAUGUUUAUGGCAAGAUCCGAAUACGACCGAGGCAUCAACACCUUCUCCCCCGAAGGCCGUCUCUUCCAGGUCGAAUACUCUCUCGAGGCCAUCAAGCUCGGCUCCACGGCCAUCGGCGUAGCCACCUCCGAAGGUGUCAUCCUCGGUGUUGAGAAGCGCGUUACCUCUACCCUCCUCGAGACAUCCUCCGUCGAGAAGAUUGUCGAGAUCGACCGCCAUAUUGGCUGCGCCAUGUCAGGCCUCCAGGCCGAUGCCCGCUCCAUGGUUGAGCAUGCCCGAGUCGAAAGCCAGUCCCACGCCUUCAACUACAACGAGCCCCUCCGUGUUGAGAGCUGCACCCAGGCUAUCUGCGAUCUCGCCCUGCGCUUCGGUGAGGGUGCUGACGGAGAGGAGACUAUCAUGAGUCGUCCUUUCGGCGUUGCUCUCCUCAUUGCUGGCUUCGACGAGGAUGGCCCUCAGCUGUUCCACGCUGAGCCCAGUGGUACUUUCUACCGCUACGACGCCAAGGCCAUUGGCUCUGGCUCAGAAGGUGCCCAGGCUGAGCUCCAGAACGAAUACCACAAGUCCUUGACUCUCAUAGACGCAGAGACUCUUGUUCUCAAGACAUUGAAGCAGGUGAUGGAGGAGAAGUUAGAUGCCAAGAACGUGCAGUUGGCUAGCGUGACCAAGGAGAAGGGCUUCAGAAUAUACACAGACGAGGAGAUGGCCGCAGUCGUGGAGCGGCUGCCAGCCAACUAAGGAGAUGUUACCCAUGAAUCAAGAGAAAUUACGAAUAGACACAAAGACACCCAAGUUGGGGGGCAUUGACGGCGUACAAUAUCAGGCUCGCCAAAACAUGCUUGUAGGAAGUUAUUGAUAAAAUUCCGCACCUCAUACAGAGGUCAAUAUUAUUUAUCAUUAAUGUACGGGUACUUACCACGAGCAGCACUUCCGCCGAAUCUUCAUGACUUCUCCGUAUCCAAUGCGAAUUCAU
Fusarium graminearum PH-1 is the source of this 1191-nucleotide messenger RNA. Its product is annotated as proteasome component PUP2. The record is from RefSeq and is a predicted model, not a curated record. Gene Ontology annotation, biological process: proteasome-mediated ubiquitin-dependent protein catabolic process. Bases 219 to 956 code for a protein of 245 amino acids. Lineage: Eukaryota; Fungi; Ascomycota; Sordariomycetes; Hypocreales; Nectriaceae. Gene Ontology annotation, cellular component: proteasome core complex, alpha-subunit complex; nucleus; proteasome core complex. The transcript has 3 exons.